Mixia osmundae IAM 14324 is the source of this 531-nucleotide messenger RNA. RefSeq lists its product as uncharacterized. The transcript is spliced from 3 exons. Bases 1 to 531 code for a protein of 176 amino acids. Gene Ontology annotation, molecular function: thiosulfate-cyanide sulfurtransferase activity. Gene Ontology annotation, cellular component: mitochondrion. Lineage: Eukaryota; Fungi; Basidiomycota; Mixiomycetes; Mixiales; Mixiaceae. The record is from RefSeq and is a predicted model, not a curated record.
AUGCUUCGAACAGUCAGCAGCAGAGUCGUACGAGCCUCCUUCCUCAAAGCAAGUCGUUCUGCUCCCUCAGCGCUCCGUGCGCCUCAAUGGCAAGCUCGCCCAUCCGUACAACUCCGUCAGCUAUCAGUCAGCGUUGCCCGCUCUCGAGCACUGCCGCUGUCCUUUGCGAAAGACAAGCUCAAUCAGGACGUGACGUACGAUGAGCUCAAGCCGCUCACUGAGCAACCGUCAGACGAUGUCCUCCUCGUAGAUGUGAGGGAGAUUGAUGAAGUCAUGCAAGGCAAUAUCCCUUCUUCGGUCAACUUGCCCUUGUCCGACUUGGGCAAGACGCUCGAGCUCGAUUCGGGCGAGUUCACGAGGUUGCACGGAUUCUAUAAGCCCACAAAGGAGCAGCCCAUGGUCUUCUACUGCCGUACUGGCAAGAGGUCAGAAGCGGCCAAGCAACUCGCAGAGAAGAAAGGCUACCAGUUUGUACGCAACUACAAGGGAUCCUGGGCAGACUGGGUCGCGAACGAGAACAAGUCGAGCUAG